AUGGUUGCCAGACCUGUAGCCAGCGUUCCUUCAGGGCCUCACCUGAAACCUCGCAAUAAUGAAUCGAUGGAAGGGAUUCAAUCUUGGGAGUCCUCGUCCGAUGUAUUCACGGUUGAAUCUCGCUCUGCGAUCCAUAUCCCAUACCGUCACUAUGCGCUGGCAUAUCUUGAUGUGUCUGGAAAUGUCCGCUAUGAGCUUUCUCCAUCUAUGCUUGAUCAUAAGAGCGAAAUAUUUCUUCAGGACUUCGAAGAGCGGUUUUUCCAGCAUGCUUCCCAAUCAAUGUUUCCAGGCCAAUUGAAUACAAACCCAACACGCAAUCCAAGAGCUAGGCGACCCCGAUAUCUAUCUUCCUACAAAAACAUGCCUGCACAGAAGCGCCAGCGAUUGGAGUAUACAGUAAAUGCAGUAUCUGAGGAAGAAGAUGACGAAUUUGAAGACCAGCCUGUGAACAAUAUUGGCUUGCCCAUUGGAGACGAGGAAAAAAUGCUGGCUUAUUAUGCAGAAGCCUUCAGAGCUUUUCAGCAGAUCAACUGUCGCCAAGUUGCAAAGGCUUAUAUCAAGCUCAUCGAGCCUCGGAAGCAGGCAAAGCAUCCAUACAAUGGAGGAAAAGCGGGCCCAGGAGAGAUCAGGGAUCCCGAGAAAACUAAGCCAGAAUGGUGGCCUACCGAUGUGAUUCAUAAGGAACCUGACCAUCUAAAGAAAAUUCCGCGUGUGAAACUUCUUAUUCAUAUAUUUCGCAAUUUGAGCAAAUCGCACGGUAUCACAGCCCGGAAACUCAAAGCCGCUGGUGAAGAAGCGCAAAAACAAUGUAGGCCUCCUGAAAAGGCAUCUAUUCUGGAUGAAAUAUACCGCGUUAGGGAGGAGGAAGAGCGUUAUGAGCGGGGAGAAAUCGAUGCCGAUACUUUGGUUUAUGUUGUCAAAAGAGAAAAGAUGAAUCGUGGCAUUAGGGAGGACUCGGAAACUGCGUCUGAUUCUGAGCAACAACAAGGUUAUGUACCAGAGCUAGCGAGUCUAAAUGAGCAGCAAAGCAGCGUGAAAAUGACACCCCAUGUGUUGCCAAUGCACAACCGGGUCGUUCCUACCUUUGACCUCGGCGAGAACAGGAAUACGCUUUUUUCAACCACAAUAUCGGCUCCUUUUGAAUCGGCCACACCCAAUCCUCUCUCCCCCAUGGGCAUAAAAUCCGACUACGAAAAAUUCACUCCGAUGGGAAGUCCCAUCUCAAUUGAUGACAGGCCCACUACGUCUAAUAUCAAUUACCUCCAGGGUUUACCUCAGUCCCCUAUCGAAGGCCAGUAUAUGAAUCCUAGAAGCUCCGUCCCAGAAAACCAAACAGCUGGGAAUUAUGGCCCCUGGCCCACGCCCUCAUUCCAACACCCCAUUUUUAACCAAGUUGACUAUGGAAACGGUAAUUCUGGGGUGAUUCCUCAACACUUCAUGUCUCCCAUGAUGCCGACUCCAUCCCAUGCACCACUCCCUCUUCAGGGAGCACGCUCACAGCUUCCGAUGGACAGGACUCCUAUAUUUCCAGCAUUUCGUGAUGAUACCUAA
This is a messenger RNA of Histoplasma capsulatum G186AR, 1551 nucleotides long. RefSeq lists its product as uncharacterized. Lineage: Eukaryota; Fungi; Ascomycota; Eurotiomycetes; Onygenales; Ajellomycetaceae. The transcript has 5 exons. The coding region runs from base 1 to 1551 and encodes 516 amino acids. The record is from RefSeq and is a predicted model, not a curated record.